GGCGCUGCAGUGUUGCAUUUUUUCAUACUAUAUCAAAAUGGCCACAGCGGUACAGAACCCCCUCAAAUCGCAAUCUGGAGGUGCAGUCAUCAAGAACAGUCUUGGUGAGGAGUUCUACAAGGAGGCCAUUGAACACUGUCGCAGCUACAAUGCCCGUCUGUGUGCCGAGCGCUCCAUGCGUCUCCCCUUCCUGGACUCCCAGACUGGUGUAGCCCAGAGCAACUGUUACAUCUGGAUGGAGAAAAACCACCGUGGACCAGGUCAUGCGCCAGGCCAGUUGUACACAUACCCUGCUCGCUGCUGGCGCAAGAAGAGACGGCUAAACAUCCUGGAGGACCCACGGCUUGUACCGAUCGAGUUUAAGAUCGACUACGAGGCUUCUCUAAAGAAGGAGGGGGGUAUCCCAGAUGGCCCUGUGCUGGAGUCUCUGCUCGCUGGGGAAACCUUGGACAAGAAGGUAGAAACCAAGGAAGAAGAGCCAAUGAGCGAGUGCCAGAAGUUACUUGUCGGGGAUUUCCCUCAUGAGCUAGAGGUGGAUGAGAUGGAGGAAGACAUGCCGAAGCGCAAAAACCGUACCAAAGCACGGGCCUAUGGUGUUGGGGGCAUGAGAAAGAGACAAGAGCCGCCUACCAUUGAAGAUAGAGACAAACCUUAUGUUUGUGACAUCUGUGGAAAGCGCUAUAAGAACCGCCCCGGACUGAGCUACCACUACACUCACACACACCUAGCAGAUGAGGAGGGGGAAGAAGACUCAGAACGACACACGCUACCCUUCCAGCGCAAGAACAACCACAAGCCCAAGAAAGCACCAGACGGUUCAGUGAUUGCCAACGGCUACUGCGACUUCUGCCUUGGAGGCUCAAAGAAGACUGGAUGUCCUGAAGACCUUAUCUCCUGUGCAGACUGUGGACGUUCAGGCCACCCAUCCUGUCUGCAGUUCACAGUGAACAUGACGGCUGCAGUGAGGACUUAUCGCUGGCAGUGCAUCGAGUGCAAGUCCUGCAGCCUGUGUGGCACCUCUGAGAAUGACGACCAGCUGUUGUUCUGUGAUGAUUGUGACAGAGGUUACCACAUGUACUGUCUGAGCCCUCCCAUGUCUGAACCACCAGAGGGUGGGGAGACAAUCACAGUGAGAAGAGUGAAACCUCAGGGAGCUGGAGCUGUCAUCUGUGUCUGAGACAACUGAAGGAGAAGGCCUCAGCCUACAUCACCCUGACUUAAUCUGUGGAGCUGCGCCUCAUCCUCUCCCACACCACCUCUCUGUCCCCCCUCCUCCUCUGAUCUACUUGCCGUCACAUCCUCUACAAUCUGUUCCUGUGACCUUUGACAUGACUGAGCACACAGCACCCCCAGCGCCGCACCCAUUCUUGAACGUCUCUCCAGCGGCGAGCCAACCUCCGUCCUUUUGUGUCGCUCACGUUCCCUGCUGUGCUUGACCUAACCCCCCUAUUUCCUGCUCGGUCUCAGCAGAGGAAUUCAUCAGCUAGCAAUAAGUUUGCUAGUGAGACACACACUCCAGCCUGCUAAGGGCACUUCAGAGGCAUGCUACUCCACAGAAACCCUCUUAAGGGCCCUUGGAAGGGCCCUAAUGAUCUUCAGCUGCAACUCAGUCAAGUAGUGAGUGAGAAUUAAUAAGAUGGAUAGGUAUUAGGCUGAGGACAGGGCUUGGAAGACACUGGAAAACCAUGGAGCAGUAUGUUUCAGUGUUAGCCAACUGUGAAAUAUACAAAGAACCAAAAUUUAAUUUACUCCCUCUGUAUGGCAGAACAGAGACACUGAACUCUGCACCAUUAUUUGCCUGCAGGGUUCACUGACCUGUGCAGUUAUAAAGUGGGAGUGAAUUGUACAGAAUUCAGACAGAUUCUCUAUCUACAUACCCCCUUCACUGGCAAACAAUGACCUCACCUUCUCCUCUCUCCAUGCAUGGGGUUUCCACAAACUAAAGAUGCAUUUUAGGAUUGACGCUGAAGGUUUUAGUUUUGAAUGUCAUCCUUGGAUGAGAGGAGAGAUGGAUUUUUCUUUAAUCAGCUAUCUCUGAUCAAACAAUGUAUUUUAAAAAAGUGACAAUUUAGGCUUAGCAUCUUUCUCACAAAUCCCCUGUCUGACCUUUAUUUGCCCUUGUCUUCUGUGAAACACUGACUGUGAAGCCAAUGCGAGACUGACACGCUCCUGGUGCUUGGUGUAUAAGGUUUGUGCGAUAAGAAUGUAGAAUUGAUGUGUGGACAAUGCAGAUCUUUAUCUGGCCCAUGCAGAGGCCAAAUAACUCCUUUUUUAUGGUUUCUUUUUUAAUUUUUUCAUUUGCAUGUUCUUAUUUCAAUUGUUUUUAAAUACUAUGAAUUGAAAUUGAAAGCACACUUAAUUCGCAAUAAUGUGUUUGUGAUAUGAACUAUUUUGGCCAAACUGGGUGUGUUUUAAACUCCGUGUGUGCCUGUGUGUCUGUGUGAGUUUAUCUGAGCACUACAGUAACUGUAGCCAGCUCCAUUCUAGAGGAGUUGAGUAGCAGGAAGGUUAUUUAAAUGUACUGUACGGAGAGUCAGCAUUUUCUUGUUCAGGCGUUCUGACAGUGGUGGGACAAUGUUGUUGUUUUGCAAGUCUUAAGUCUUGGCACUUAAGUUCUAAGUGGUCUGGCUAUGAAUUCAUUGCACAAAAACAGUUAAAGGAAUAGUUAGACAUUCUUGUAAAAACUUACAGACACCAAAAUGAUUAAAUUAAACAAAUGAAACGUGUUAAUUGGUAAGCUGUUGAGGUGCUGGUAGGUGGAUUUUUUUUAGCUUUAGGCUGAGCUUCUCUAUGCUAAAUUAACAAUUAUCAAACAAAAAUUAGUUUUCUUAUCUAAGUCUUUGCAAUAUAGCAAAAAAGCCUAUUUUCCAAAAUGCAAAACUAUACCAGAAUGUCAAAACAAAGGGAUUCAAGUCCUCAAAGGUUAAGUUCUCCUCAGAAAAUUUAAAGUGCCCAUGGCAUGCUCAUUUUUAGCCAUUUAAUCUUGGGUACCUCUACAUUCGCUUUGCAAACAUCAUAACUUCAAAUACCCUGUAAUUAUUUCAGAACGAUAAAACCCGAGAGCCUCCUCCUUAAAAUGAGAGGAUAGUUCAUGG
Monopterus albus (swamp eel) is the source of this 3095-nucleotide messenger RNA. RefSeq names its product double PHD fingers 1 (gene dpf1). Gene Ontology annotation, biological process: nervous system development. The transcript has 13 exons. The record is from RefSeq and is a predicted model, not a curated record. The coding region runs from base 38 to 1177 and encodes 379 amino acids. Lineage: Eukaryota; Metazoa; Chordata; Actinopteri; Synbranchiformes; Synbranchidae. Gene Ontology annotation, cellular component: nBAF complex.